AUGGCGCGGGGAGGCUCCAGACGACGGGGGUGGUCCUAUUACGGAUUAGACGUGGGAAGCUACCAGCACGGGAUUUACGCAACCCAGGCCGACCAAUCCGAGAUGGACGAGCUGCUCGCGGAAACCUCCUGGUUCCGCCGAUGGGAAGGGAGGUGUGCUUGGAGGAGGAGCAGGUGCUCGACUGGCCAGGUCGGCAGACCGAUUCCGUUUUUUCUGAGCGGCGGCAAGGACAAGAAGCUGGGUACCGGCUUUGUGCGGGGCAAGAUGCAGGAUCGCGUGUUCGGCUUCACGGCGAUCAGCGAGCGGAUGUGCAAGUUGAGGAUAAGAGGCCGUUUCUUCAACUACAGCAUAAUCAACGUGCACUGCCCCCACGAGGAAAAGUCCGAUGAUGAAAAGGAAGCAUUCUACGCGACGCUGGAGGAGGUGUAUGACGGCUGUCCGCGGCAGGAUGUGAAAGUCAUCAUUGGGGAUUUGAACGCUCGGUUUGGGAGGGAGGAAAUGUAUCGGCCGACAAUAGGCCCAGAAAGCCUGCACUCGGUCACGAACGACAACGGCCAACGCUGCAUUGACUUUGCAGCCUCCCGAGGAAUGGUGCCGGCGGCCCCUCCGUUCAACACCGCGUGUCUUCAGAACGGAGAAGUGGCCCACAGGUACGCGCAGCAGCUGGAAGCGAAUCUGCCAGGUGAGGAGGAACUUGGCGCAGCCUCGCUCGAAGAUGGUUGGAGUCGCAUACGCUCAGCCAUCGGCAGUGCAGCGGAAGCCACACUGGGUAGUGCGAUCCGAGUCAGCCGAAACGAUUGGUACGACGACGAGUGCCAACGGAUUACCGCCGAGAAGAAGGCAGCUUACGACAGGAAGCUGCACAAGGCGACGAGAGGGAACGUGGAACGAUGCAGGCAGGCUCGGAAUCGGCAGGUCGCGGUCUUCAAGCUCAAAAAGCGCCAGCAGGAAGACCGGGAUUGCACAGAAAUGGAGCAGCUAUUCCGAGCUAACGAGUCGCGGAAGUUUUACGAGAAGGUGAACCGGUCCGCAAAGGCUUCGUGCCGCGAGCCGAUGUGGAAGCAGUACUUCAACGAGCACCUUAACGGCGAUGAAGCGGACGGAGACGGCGUUGGAGUCAACCUUGAGCGCCCGCAGCUGAUGAACAGUUCCCGGCGCCUGAUCUAG
Messenger RNA from Culex quinquefasciatus (southern house mosquito), 1167 nucleotides. RefSeq lists its product as uncharacterized. Bases 1 to 1167 code for a protein of 388 amino acids. NCBI's taxonomy places the organism in Eukaryota, Metazoa, Arthropoda, Insecta, Diptera, Culicidae. The transcript is spliced from 4 exons. The record is from RefSeq and is a predicted model, not a curated record.